This is a messenger RNA of Aedes aegypti (yellow fever mosquito), 1694 nucleotides long. RefSeq lists its product as uncharacterized. The transcript is spliced from 5 exons. Gene Ontology annotation, biological process: proteolysis. The record is from RefSeq and is a predicted model, not a curated record. Gene Ontology annotation, molecular function: serine-type endopeptidase activity. The coding region runs from base 143 to 1564 and encodes 473 amino acids. Lineage: Eukaryota; Metazoa; Arthropoda; Insecta; Diptera; Culicidae.
UCAUAAAGCAGCGAAAUAAUGCGGUACCGACUGAAUGGAGAGAUUACUGUAUGCUCCCUUCUCGUUCCGAGAGGAAAGAAUCUCGUUAUCAGUAAUAAGCCAGCUAUUAAGUUGAUCCGAUUGAUGCAGUGUACACCUCAAAAUGGUGCGAAUAAUUUCGAUUGUGGCCUUGAUUUUUCUCAGCAGUGCUACGAAGGUCAGUUCUCAAGCAGCUUGUGGACAACGCAAUACUCCGUUUUGGCCCUGGCACGUAGCCAUUCGGCAUUUCAAUCAGGACCCCGAUGUUCCAGCCUGUGGAGGAACGAUUCUGAAUGAUUUAUUCAUUAUCACCGCCGGUCACUGUGUGUAUGAUUUAAGUGGUAAUGAAUUUGCACCGUCGGAACUGAUUGUGACGAUUGAUCGACCGAGUGACAAAAGCACGAUCCAUGUAAAAACAAUAGUUUUCCCAUACGCCUUCGAUGUGAAUACAUUUGAAAAUGACGUAGUACUCAUAAAGCUGAAACAGCCUAUCAAAUUCUCAGAUGAAGUGAAACCAAUAUGCUUUACAGAAGAAAUUGAUAUUGUCGAUGCGAAUUCGGUAACCAUUGCAAUCAUCACAAAGCAAAGUAUAGUUGAUAAUACCGUUAAAUGGAGAAUCACGAAUUACUCACUAUGUCACGGGACUAAUCAUUAUAUAUUCAACAAAAGUUAUAAUCAUUCUGUUUGCAUGGGACACGUUCGAGCCACGGACAAGUUUCAGUUGCAUCGGGGAAGUGCACUAAUGGUUCAGCAAAACCAUACUUGGCAUUUGGUUGGAGUUUUGUUGUACACUAUUGGACCAAACGAAAAUACUGCUACUUAUGGUGGUGGACUUGUUUUAGCCCCGUACGCCAAAGCUAUUACCAAAAUAGUAAAUAAGCAUUUGACUCCCAGAAUAAGUAAUAAAAAAUGUGAAUAUUACAACAGAAUAGCUAAAGAAAACGCCAAGGGCUAUUUUUCUCCAUACAUAUCAAUGAAACGGAAAAGUGAUGAGUUUGUCAUGCCUGGAUGUGUAGGGACUCUUAUCAGUGAAACUUUCGUGCUGACUGCUGCUAUAUGCACACAAAGCCUUGAAAGGGUUAUUCUUUGGAAAGAUAUCCUAAAUACUACGCAUUACAAUGAAUUUCAUGUAUAUUUCCACCCCAAUGAUGUCUAUCGACAAGGCGUUGCGCUGGUAGAGUUGGAUAGAACUGCUACGUACAUGGAGUAUUUUAUUCACUGCCUAUGGACAAACGACGAGGAUCCUUUGACGUUUCGUACACAAUCUAAACAUGGAGCAUUAUUUUUGAAAUUUGAGGCUAAUGUUCAAUAUCGACCAGAAGAAGCUGUCAUCUAUCGGAUGGAAGAUUGUUCUCCUUUUACAGCGUUUUUAAUUUGCAAACCCGGCGACUCGUUAACUAUCAAAAAAGACAAUGAAAAGGUGAGUAGAAUCGUUGGAUUGAUAACCGAGCAAGUCGAAGAUUGCAGCCCAAAAACAGCAUUGAAUGCCGUCAGCUAUCUUGACUGGAUUGAAGAGACUGUUUGGAAAAAUGAUGUUACAAAGUAAAUUGGAAAAGUUUCAAAAGGUGAUGCUGUUUGAACAGAUGAUUAUUGUUAGAAAAUGACAAAACAAACUCAUAUAACGUGAAAAAAAUAAAUAAAUAAAAUAAAGGAAUAGAGAGCAAUGUUGAAACGGA